Racocetra fulgida is the source of this 201-nucleotide messenger RNA. The record is from the annotation of a GenBank genome assembly. NCBI's taxonomy places the organism in Eukaryota, Fungi, Glomeromycota, Glomeromycetes, Diversisporales, Gigasporaceae.
UACAGAGGCUUGCUGUCCACCUCGAUGAACGUCAUAAUGUUACAUUUCAAGAUGAAGAGAAUCUUCAGAAUGUCGCCAACCGUAAUCAAAAUCGUAUAACAACCUUGACUGCUUGGUUUCAGGAGAAUAUAGAAAACCCGAUGGCAUAUAUAUAUACCUAUGUCGAUUUUCCUUCUUAUUAUACUUGGAAUUCUUCACGCU